CAGUCGUCUCGUCUCGCUUCUCCGGCUGAGAGCGCCGCUGCACCUUCAGCCGGCGAUGCGGGGCCUCGGAGCGGCUGCGUCGCGCUCUCCCCUGGGACUGUGCGCCCUGGUGCUGGCGCUGCUGGGCACGCUGCCUGCGGACGCUGGGGCGCAGCCCUACCACGGCGAGAAGGGCAUCUCGGUGCCAGACCACGGCUUCUGUCAGCCCAUCUCCAUCCCGCUGUGCACGGACAUCGCUUACAACCAGACCAUCCUGCCCAACCUGCUGGGCCACACGAACCAAGAGGACGCGGGCCUCGAGGUGCACCAGUUCUACCCGCUGGUGAAGGUGCAGUGUUCCCCAGAGCUGCGCUUCUUCCUGUGCUCCAUGUACGCGCCGGUGUGCACGGUCCUGGAGCAGGCCAUCCCGCCUUGCCGUUCUCUAUGUGAGCGCGCCCGCCAGGGCUGCGAGGCGCUCAUGAACAAGUUCGGCUUCCAGUGGCCCGAAAGGCUGCGCUGCGAGAAUUUCCCGGUGCAUGGCGCGGGCGAGAUCUGCGUGGGCCAGAACACGUCGGACGGCUCGGGAGGUCCCGGCGGCGGUCCCACCGCUUACCCCACCGCGCCCUACCUGCCCGACCUACCCUUCACCGCGCUGCCCCCGGGGGCUGCAGACGGCAGGGGCCGCUCCACUUUCCCCUUCUCGUGCCCUCGCCAGCUCAAAGUGCCCCCCUACCUGGGCUACCGCUUCUUGGGCGAGCGCGACUGCGGGGCCCCGUGCGAACCUGGCCGCGCCAACGGCCUCAUGUACUUUAAGGAGGAAGAAAGGCGCUUCGCCCGCCUGUGGGUGGGCGUGUGGUCGGUGCUGUGCUGCGCCUCGACGCUCUUCACCGUGCUCACCUACCUGGUGGACAUGCGGCGCUUCAGCUACCCUGAGCGGCCCAUCAUCUUCCUGUCGGGCUGCUACUUCAUGGUGGCCUUGGCGCACGUGGCCGGCUUCCUGCUGGAGGACCGCGCCGUGUGCGUGGAGCGCUUCUCGGACGACGGCUACCGCACGGUGGCGCAGGGCACCAAGAAGGAGGGCUGCACCAUCCUCUUCAUGGUGCUCUACUUCUUCGGCAUGGCCAGCUCCAUCUGGUGGGUCAUCCUGUCGCUCACCUGGUUCCUGGCAGCUGGAAUGAAGUGGGGCCACGAGGCCAUUGAGGCCAACUCGCAGUACUUCCACCUGGCGGCGUGGGCCGUGCCCGCUGUCAAGACCAUCACCAUCCUGGCCAUGGGCCAGGUGGACGGGGACCUGCUCAGCGGGGUGUGCUACGUGGGCCUGUCCAGCGUGGAUGCGCUGCGGGGCUUCGUGCUGGCGCCCCUGUUUGUCUACCUCUUCAUCGGCACGUCCUUCCUGCUGGCCGGCUUCGUGUCUCUCUUCCGCAUCCGCACCAUCAUGAAGCACGACGGCACCAAGACAGAGAAGCUGGAGAAGCUCAUGGUACGCAUCGGCGUCUUUAGCGUGCUCUACACAGUGCCUGCCACUAUCGUGCUGGCCUGCUACUUCUAUGAGCAGGCCUUCCGCGAGCACUGGGAGCGCACCUGGCUCCUGCAGACGUGCAAGAGCUACGCGGUGCCCUGCCCGCCCGGCCACUUCCCGCCCAUGAGCCCCGACUUCACGGUCUUCAUGAUCAAGUACCUGAUGACCAUGAUCGUGGGCAUCACAACCGGCUUCUGGAUCUGGUCCGGCAAGACCCUGCAGUCGUGGCGCCGCUUCUACCACAGACUCAGCCACAGCAGCAAGGGGGAGACUGCGGUAUGAGCCCCGGCCCCUCCCCCACCCUCCCGCACCCCCUCGCGGCGGGGAGAGGCGCGGCGGGGAAAGAACUGCAGGGUGGGGGAUUUGUGUCUGUAACCUUCUCCCCCGCCACUGAGCAGUGACCUGGAAGAGAGGAGUCAGUUGCAGAUUUGGGGCGAGGAGUGGGUUUGGAAAGAGGCCUGGUGGAAAGACGGUUUGGGUGAAAAGGCUUCUGGCACAAAGACUUGCAGGAUCAUGGCGGUGAUAAUAGGAUGGUAUUAAUCAUGUAAGGUAAGGGCAGAUUUAGGCCUACAGUGAAAAUUGAGAGCUGCAGAGACUGCUGCGAGUUCCUCCCCGGCGCAGGGGCUGCGCUGGGGCUGCGAGCGGUUCCUCCGCUGCCUGAAAGACACAGGAGGAGGAACCGUCGUGGCCUGUCCCCACGCCUGUGAGGCCCGGGUGAAAGGUACAGCUCUGUCUGCGGCGGCCGCUUUGUUGGGAAGAGGGAGGACUCCCUGCGGUGUCCUUGUCAAGCGGUGGUCAAACCAUAAUCUCUUUUCACUGGGGCCAAACUGGAGCCCAGAUGGGUUAAUUUCCAGGGUCAGACAUUACAGUCUCUCCUCCCGGCCCCCUCCCGCUUGUUUUUCCUCCCCUAGCCCUUUCAAGUCUUGUAAAAUCAGCAUUUGAAAGUCUUGGGAGGCCUGCCUCCUAGAAUCCUAAUGUGGGAAUGCUAAAGAAAUGACCAUAGCAUUUCGAGAUCCGCCAGAGUAGAGAAGUAGUAGGUAUUUCUGCCACUUUUUCAUUUUCUGGGGAAGACACCGCGAAAGGAGGAAGAAAGAAGGAGAAGGGUCUUGUGUUUGUUUUAAGACCCUGAGAAGUGAUGACUUGUUGCUUUUCCAAACAGGAAUGCAUUUUACCCCCGUCUUUGUUGUAAGAGACAAAAGAGGAAACAAAAGUGUCUCCCCAUGGAAAGGCAUAACUGUGAAGACAGCAACUUUUACAGGCAAAGCAGCGCGAGUCCGAGGUUUCCCUGUGGAUGUCAAUGUGGUUGAGAUAAACAUUCCUUUUUAAGGAAAAGUGAUGGGCAGUGUGCUUUCAUACCCCACUAAGUCAGAGGUUCUGACUUGGCUAAAGAAAAUGCAAGGGGUUUUGUUUUAAAUAAAUUUAAUUCAGAACAUGUGAUCCAACAGUCUGGCUUAAAAUGGUCAGGGAAAUCUCCAUUUUUUUUUUCUCCUUCCUAUAAGCCUGUAUUUAGGUUUUCUUUUUCAUUUUUCCUUGUAUUUGAAUAUUUCAAGAUAAAGGAAAAGCAUAAUGCCUUCAGCCUCAUAAUAAAGAAAAAUUAAAAAGAAAAAAAAAGAGAAGAA
This is a messenger RNA of Orycteropus afer afer, 3117 nucleotides long. RefSeq names its product frizzled class receptor 7 (gene FZD7). The record is from RefSeq and is a predicted model, not a curated record. Gene Ontology annotation, cellular component: plasma membrane. Lineage: Eukaryota; Metazoa; Chordata; Mammalia; Tubulidentata; Orycteropodidae. Gene Ontology annotation, biological process: non-canonical Wnt signaling pathway; canonical Wnt signaling pathway. Gene Ontology annotation, molecular function: Wnt receptor activity; Wnt-protein binding.